CACCAUCCUCCUCUCUCAUCCCACUUAUUCCACCUUACGCCUGAUGGAGCAUUAAGCCUGAAUGCUGUAGGCAGCAUUGGCCUCAGAUUCAGAGUGAACCAGUUUAGCAGCAGUUCCUCUCCGUGCUCUCUGGGAUUCUUCCAAAAAAACGGGAAAUACUUCGGCUCUUUCUCUGUGGUUUAUUUGUUAUCGUGUGGGAGUGGGGUCAGUGGGACAUUGUUCCCAACCCUUCCCAACGUUCCUGCCUCAUUCUCGAUUGGAUACCUGGGAAAUAAAGAUCUCUUGUGGAUGUUAGCCUCCUCUGAACUGACCCCGGCUAGCUGCUCUUUUGGAUGGAAAUUUUCUGGAUUUUGCUGGUUCAGGAGGGUAGACGUUCCACCGGAUAAGAUGGUACCCCUGCAGAAAAGGGAUCAGUUUGACAACUUGGAGAAGCAUACACAGUGGGGGAUCGAGUAUUUGGAGAAGUACACCAAAUUUGUCAAGGAGAGAUCAGAGAUCGAAACCAACUAUGCAAAACAAAUUAGGAAUUUAUCAAAGAAGUAUCAACCCAAGAAGAACUCGCGAGAAGAGGAAGAGAGCAAAUACACCUUCUGUCGAGCCUUCCUGACGACACUCAACGAGUUAAACGACUACGCAGGUCAACACGAGGUCAUAGCCGAAAACUUGACGUCUCAAAUCCUCAGCGAUUUGUCGCGCUACCUGACAGAGCUCAAGGCCGAGAGAAAAUCGCAUUUCCAUGAAGGGCGAAAGGCACAGCAGCACAUUGAGAGCUCGUGGAAACAGCUGGAAUCAUGUAAACGAAGGUUUGAGAGGGACUGCAAAGAGGCAGACCGAGCACAGCAAUACUUUGAGAAGAUGGAUGCUGACAUCAACGUGACUAAGGCUGACGUGGAAAAGGCACGGCAGCAAGCUCAGAUGAGGCACCAGAUGGCGGCGGACAGUAAGGGCGACUACUCCGCCUACCUGCAAAAGUUCAACCAGGAGCAGAAUGAACAUUACUUCACAGUUAUCCCCAACAUCUUUCAGAAACUUCAAGACAUGGAGGAGAAAAGAAUCGAGAGGUUAGGAGUGUGCAUGAAGACGUUCGCAGACGUGGAUCGCCAAGUGAUACCCAUCGUUGGGAAAUGUUUAGACGGCAUGACGAAAGCAGCAGAGUCCAUCGAGCCCAAGGCUGACUCGAAGCAGGUGGUGGAGUCCUACAAGUCCGGAUUUGAGCCCCCAGGUGAUGUGGAGUUCGAGGACUACGGCCAGGUCAUGAAGAGAACAGCGUCAGAAACCAGCCUAUCCAAAGAGGGAAAGGAGAAAACUGCCAGCAAGAGCAAGGGCAAACUGUGGCCUUUCAUUAAGAACAAGAACAAGCUUAUGUCCCUGUUAACGUCCCCCCACCAGCCCCCACCUGCCCCCCCAGCCACAUCCCCGCCCUCACCCUCUGCUGUUCCCAACGACUCCCAAUCUCCCAAGCAGCAAAAGGAGCCCCUCUCCCACCGCCUCAACGACUUCAUGGCCUCCAAACCCAAAAUGCACUGCCUCCGGAGCCUGAGGCGAGGGAUCACACUCAAUUCCCACGUCCGGAAUCUCAUUGAGGGAUCUGGGCCUGAGGACUUCAGCCACCUGCCACCAGAACAGAGGAGGAAGAAGCUGCAGGCCAAGCUGGAUGAGCUGAACAAAGAUAUCCAGAAAGAAAUGGACCAGAGGGACGCCCUGACUAAAAUGAAAGACGUGUACGUGAAGAACCCUCAGAUGGGAGACCCGGCCAGCGUCGAUCCCCGGCUAUCAGAAAUAAGCCAGACCAUCGAGAAGCUCCAGUCUGAAGUGCAGAAAUUUGAAGGCUGGUUAGCAGAGGUGGAAGAGCGAAUGCCAUCAAAGAGCGACACACAGCGGAGAAGUGGACUCUAUGAGACCCAGAACAGCACAACAGUGAGCAACAACUGUGCACAGGACAGAGAGAGCCCGGAUGGCAGCUACACGGAGGAGCAGAACUCAGAGACUCAGGUGAAAGCCAACAUCGCCCCCAACCCCACGUCCACCACGCCAGAGUUUGACGACGAGUUUGACGACGAGGAGACCCUGCCCACCAUCGGCACCUGCAAAGCCUUGUACCCAUUUGAAGGUCAUAAUGAGGGCACCAUCGCCAUAGCAGAGGGCGAGCUGUUGUACGUCAUAGAAGAAGACAAAGGAGACGGCUGGACACGAGUGCGCAGGAAUGAGGACGAGGAGGGAUAUGUCCCCACAUCCUACGUUGAGGUCUUUUUGGAAACAAAUGCCAAAGGCCAGUGGUAGAGGAAUGCAGGAUUGAGAAUUGUCUGUACUGUGCUCUACGAUUCCUAAAAGUGUGAGAGGCUGGCUGAGGAAUGGCAGGGCAAGCAGCCUCGGAGAAAACACCGACCACGUUCCUCGCGCGCUCACAGAGUCAGAGAGAGAAAGUGAAAGAUGACCCCAAACGAGAACGAGUCGCAUCUCAAUUUGUCAUAAACUAUGAAAACGUUGCGAUUUGAAGCAACGAUAAGAGAAAUCCAUCUAAAUUAAGCGCUCCUAACCUUACUCCAUUCUUAACUCUCAUACAGCAGUCACAAACACAGUAUUCAAUUUGCUUUUUUUGUUGUUUUCAGCAAAGCUAUUGCUUCCUAAUGGAACUAACUCAGCUUGCAAAGCGCUCCAUUUUUGGCAGCAGCUGCUGGCUUCCUCGCUCUGAACGUGCCCCUUUGCCCCCCCCCCACUUCUCUUUGUACAUCAGCGCCCCCCCCAUGCACACACAUGAUCCCUCUGACAUGGCAGUGGGUGUGGUCAGAGACAGGACGGGGACCUGCAGGAGCCAAAAGUCAUGCCGUUGUGUAUGUGUGAGACAUGAACUCCUCAAAGAGAACCAUCCUGGGCUCAUCUGCCUACAUCAGGGGCUUUAAGAAUCACCUGUUCACCACACUCACUAAAAUCCAUUUUUGCAGGGUAAACCAUCUGGAACAAUAAGAAACGAAGGUGCUACUCAUCUAUGUGUUGGCUACAUGAUUCCGUCACGUGUUUGUUUCUUAUCUGGAUGCUUGUAUGUACGUCUUUGUGUCAUCACAUGUUCCCCACAUCCUCACUCAUAUCCUGAACCAGCUGAGAGGAAGAGAUGGAUGAUGCAUCCUUUAAAUUCUUGUCUUGUCACUGGUGUCUGUUCCUCUCUCUGACCACCCCCCCCUCCUCACCUCCACAGUCCUCCCCCCCUUCCUCAGGCAGCUCAGGCUCUGCUUUGGCUCAGGGCAGGGGGGUACCUCCUAGCGUUGCGGUGUGCUGCAUGCUUGCCCUGUCUUCCUCCUCGCCCUCCACUAUGCUAACAACACAGUGGAGGUGUUAUCGGGGGGUGGUGUUUGGUCAGCUUCGUCCAGCCUUUCUGUUCUGUUAACCCUCAUUGCCUGGUCUCACUGUUUGAAUUAACCUGAAUGCUACUGUUUGGGUUCAGUGCCUGUGGUUCUUUUUUUUAUGUCUUAGGAAGCAUGUUGUGUUUUUCACAGCGAGUGAGUGAUCUCCUCCUCCUAGUGUUCCCCAAAUAAAUCUGUAAACUGUCAGAAAAGGAGAAUAGGGACCUGAAAUGUUGUUUUCUGAAUGAUUUCUUUGCAUAGGUAGGUCUUGUGCAUUUGUUUUACUGUUAAAUACACAGUACAGUAUGUAUGUAAAAAUGUUAGUAUUGUAUGUUUUUCAGCAGAGUGUCUAACGCAAGUAUUUGUUAGUUUACAGUUGAUCACCCUGUGGAAACGCCUACACUCAUUUCAAGCAACAGUUUGGCUAAAAUAAAACCUUUUCACCAUUUUCACAUGAGAGCUGUUUUCCUCUAAUGUUGCACUCAAGGCGCUGAUGAUAGAGUUAGCCAAUGCUAGCAGAUUUAGCAUUGGUAUCCAAACAACAUGUUGUUUAUCUCAUAUCGCAGUUACAACGAUGGCUAAUGGUUACGUAGUAGAGGAACAGGAAGAGAAAAAUGCUAAUGUUUUGUUAGCGUGACUUACCCACUUUAUGAAUCAUCAGCUAAGGUUUAUACUUCCUAGGAAUAGAAAGCUAACUAACUGCAGCUGUGACUUAGCUUUUGGUACCGUAUCAGCUGACCUACUCCCUCCCUACCUAACUAGCUAGCUAGCAUAUGAUAUUUGCUUGGAAAAGAAAGCUAACUUGCUGCUUCUGUUACUUAGCUGUUGCUACUUUAUGGGUCUUAGCAGCAUUCAACCACUUCCCUUCGAAAUAACAAGCUAGCAUUUGCUAAAAACAAAACAAAAAAAAAAACAUAUUGCUGCUGAGACUUGGCCUUUGAUAUAUUAUCAGCCAGGGUUAGCAUCCAACUACUUAACCAAAUAGCUAGCUACUCUAUGACCUUUCCAAGGAAAGGAAAGCUAACUUAUUGCUGCUUUUGGUAUCUUAUGAGUCAUCAGCUAAAGUUAGCUUUCAACCACUUCCUACCUAACUAGCCUGCUAGCAUACAUUUGCUAGGAAAAGAAGGAUAACUACAGCUGCUGUUGCGCCCUACGUAAGAAGUGAUAGGCUAGAGUUAAACACCUACUAGCCAACAUUACAGUUUGAUAUUUGUAAGUGAUGCAGAAAGACCCAAAGUCCUGACAGAGUACUACCUAGCAAACUGUAAAUUAAGCUGCUUUGACGUCACGUCUAAAAUUAAAAUAAGGUGUUCAGCUGGAAAGUUAACCCUUGUUAUAUUAUUGUUCUAUAUGAGCUAACAUUAACACUCAUCUAGGUGUCAUUGAGUCAUCUUUCACAUUCACAAGGUGUAAAUUCUUUGCGUUUAGUGCUGUUUUAUAGCUAAAUAUGAUGCUAGCGAUGAAUUAGGCUAUGCUAGCUGCUGCUGAGUCAUCAACUUAACUUAAAAAUGCCCUCAUUUUAUUAUGUAGACUUCCUUUCCCUGAGUGUGACAACAGAGAGAACGGCCACCAUGUGAGUCUGGUGAAAAGAGGAUUUGAUUUUACCUUGUGUUUUUGGGAUGGUCCACUAUUAACUGUCUACUGUAUAUGAGAAUAUACUGUGAUCCACAUUUAACCUGUGAGUCUGUGACUGACCCAGAAUCACCUGUCGUGGGCCUUAACUGGGUUUUCAAAGAGAAGGAAUGACGCUGGUGAAAUGACUAUGAUGUGAUUAUCUCAAAGUUUGGGGGCAGAUUUGAGACUUUUCUAAUAAAAAAAAAAAAAAGAAAUCUGUGCGGAUAGAAAUUAUGUCCCCUCUUCCUGCUCAACGGCACAUAAAGUACGUGAUUUUAACAUUUCUGUUUUAUAUUUGAUGAUGAUGAGUCGACUUUCAGCUUUCUUUGCUUUUUAUUUCUUUGUUUUUAAAGCUGGAAAUCUGUCGUAGCUUAUUCUGCUUGGAUUGCAAAUAUGAGCGACAUCUGUGCGGAUGAAGCCUUGUUAAGUGAUGCAUUUCAUGAACAUGGAGGAUCCAUGAACUCGCCGACAUUUGGACUCUUGAUGGAAGGAAAGAUCACACCCGUGUUGAAUCAAGCUUCAUGUUUGCUUUUUACCACCCAUCGCUCCAUGUGUAAAGAUGUCAGACAAAAUGCUUUCUUUUGUUUAUUUCAGUCAGUAAAACUGAUGAGGCAUAGAGCACCACUUUAACGGCAGCAGUAGACUGCCUGUCCUCUGCAACAACACCACAAAUCUUCAAGUCAAGUCAAUGCCCCAAUUAACCUGCCUGUACAGAGGAAAAUGGCACGUUGGAAUUAGAGAGAGUAUAUAUGAAUAUAUAAAUAAAGUUUUAAAAGGAAAAACAUCUAUUUUAACUAUUGAGAGUCUUACCAUUACUUUAUCUGCUUUGCAAAGUAAGACUUCUUUUCCUUUGUAAAGGUCUACCAAAUGGUGUGUUUUUGCACUUUUUUGUUUGUGUUCCAUUUGGUAGCCCAUGCUUGUGUUUUUGGAGCACUGAAUACUUUGUAUUGUGUUUACUGUGCCAAUUAAAUAUGCCUGAAAGUUAA
Messenger RNA from Cheilinus undulatus (humphead wrasse), 5938 nucleotides. It is a transcript of the gene fnbp1b, whose product is annotated as formin-binding protein 1. Gene Ontology annotation, molecular function: protein binding. The coding region runs from base 289 to 2280 and encodes 663 amino acids. The record is from RefSeq and is a predicted model, not a curated record. The transcript is spliced from 18 exons. NCBI's taxonomy places the organism in Eukaryota, Metazoa, Chordata, Actinopteri, Labriformes, Labridae. Gene Ontology annotation, biological process: endocytosis; signal transduction.